Xyrauchen texanus (razorback sucker) is the source of this 960-nucleotide messenger RNA. Its product is annotated as low choriolytic enzyme. Gene Ontology annotation, molecular function: zinc ion binding; metalloendopeptidase activity. The transcript has 10 exons. The coding region runs from base 46 to 876 and encodes 276 amino acids. Gene Ontology annotation, biological process: proteolysis. The record is from RefSeq and is a predicted model, not a curated record. Lineage: Eukaryota; Metazoa; Chordata; Actinopteri; Cypriniformes; Catostomidae.
GCAAUUUUUCAAAAAUCUUCAAGUUUAGGACUUUUAUGAAACAAAAUGCUCUGGUUAUUUAUAGUGGCUGCAUGCAUGUCUAAAGUGUGGGGAAACCCUGUGGAUAAUCAUAUGACCUCUGAAAUCCAGAAUGAUGAAGGAUAUAUUAAUUUACAGGGGAGAACAUAUCCACAUGUGUCAAGAAACAGUGAAACAUUAAUGGAACUUCAGGGAGAUUACGCGGUUCAAGAGGGGGACCUCCUAUUACCUAGUGACAGGAAUGCAGUGAGUUCUCUGUGGCCUGAGGUGGAUGGAAAUGUGUCCAUACCAUUUAAAAUUAACGCUGAGCUUGCGGACCGGACUGUUGACAUCCUAAAGGCCUUAAAAAUGAUCAGUAAUAAGACCUGCAUAAGGUUCCAUCAGCAUACUAAUGAAACCGACUACUUGCUAUUUUCUUACAGUGAUGGGUGUGCCUCUUAUGUCGGAUGCAUGGGGGGUGAACAGCCUGUUCUGGUUGGACCGCCGUGUGGGGCUGGGAACAUCGGCCAUGAGAUCCUUCAUUCUCUCGGCUUGCACCAUGAACAUUCUCGCCAUGACCGUGGAGAUCAUAUCACUAUUCUGUAUGAAAACAUUAGCCCUGGGAAAGCGAGUAAUUUUGCUGAGAAAGAUGGAGACACGCUCGGUCUUCAGUAUGACCUUGGAUCUCUCUUGCAUUAUGGAGCCUAUUAUUUCUCCUCCAAUGGAAAACCCACAAUUGUGUCCAAAAGCAGCAAGGUACAGAUCGGCCAGAGAACUCGCAUGAGUGACCUUGAUGUAAAGAAGAUCAGGAAGCUGUAUCACUGUGACAAGAGAGAGAAAAAGGGUAAACGUGGUGGUGAUUCAUCUAACCUUCCAUGAAACCACUUCUCUGGCACAUUAAGGGCUGAAUUGAUUCUCCAAUGAUGGGAAUUUUUAAUUGAGAAGGAAAAAUAAAGGUCUGAA